AUGGAAGUGCAAACAACUUCUAUGGUGUGGAUGUACGUGAAUGGUACAGAACAACUGAACACUUCGUAUGACUACAACACCACAGAUUCAAUUGAAAACCCCGACCAAUACCAAUAUUACAUCAUUGGCCUUUUCCUGUCAUGCCUUUACACCAUCCUCCUCUUUCCUAUUGGAUUUAUUGGUAAUGUGCUAAUCCUUGUGGUGAACCUAAACCACCGGGAGAAGAUGACCAUCCCCGACCUUUACUUCGUUAACCUGGCUGUAGCUGAUCUCAUCUUGGUGGCAGAUUCCCUCAUCGAAGUCUUCAAUCUGAAUGAGAAAUAUUAUGACUACGCCGUCCUUUGCACCUUUAUGUCACUUUUCCUGCAGGUCAACAUGUACAGCAGCAUCUUCUUCCUGACGUGGAUGAGCUUCGACCGCUAUGUGGCCCUGGCGAGCUCGGUGAACAGCAGUCCCCUGAGGACCAUGCAGCACGCCAAGCUCAGCUGUGGCCUCAUCUGGAUGGCCUCCAUCCUAGCUACCCUCCUCCCCUUCACCAUAGUGCAGACGCAGCACAGGGGUGAGGUGCAUUUCUGCUUUGCCAACGUCUUUGAGAUUCAGUGGCUGGAGGUAACCAUAGGCUUCCUGGUGCCCUUCUCCAUCAUUGGCCUUUGCUACUCCCUCAUUGUGCGCAUCCUCAUGAGGGCACAGAAGCACCGUGGCUUGUGGCCACGGAGGCAGAAGGCCCUGCGCAUGAUAGUGGUGGUGGUUCUGGUGUUCUUCAUCUGCUGGCUGCCAGAGAACGUCUUCAUCAGCAUCCAGCUGCUCCAGGGCACAGCAGACCCAGCCCAGCGAACUGCUACCACCCUGUGGCAUGACUACCCACUCACAGGCCACAUUGUCAACCUGGCAGCUUUUUCCAACAGCUGCCUCAACCCAAUUAUCUACAGCUUCUUAGGGGAGACCUUCAGGGACAAGCUCCGUCUCUUUGUUAAGCGGAAGGCCAGCUGGUCCGUGCUAAACCGCUUCUGCCACCACGCCCUUGACCUGCACAUCCCUGUCAGAAGCGACGUUUCAGAGGUGUGA
This is a messenger RNA of Lampris incognitus (smalleye Pacific opah), 1065 nucleotides long. RefSeq names its product G protein-coupled estrogen receptor 1 (gene gper1). Gene Ontology annotation, cellular component: membrane. The record is from RefSeq and is a predicted model, not a curated record. Lineage: Eukaryota; Metazoa; Chordata; Actinopteri; Lampriformes; Lampridae. Gene Ontology annotation, molecular function: nuclear estrogen receptor activity; G protein-coupled receptor activity. Gene Ontology annotation, biological process: cellular response to estradiol stimulus; G protein-coupled receptor signaling pathway. The coding region runs from base 1 to 1065 and encodes 354 amino acids. The transcript has a single exon.